CCUAAAAAGUACUACUUACAACAAAAGUGAAACCUUCUGAUAUAACACCACUCUCCCUGAGCUCCGCCGGAUACUUAGGUUUAUCUUCACCGUUACGGCGUUGCUAGCAGAACCCUACUCCACCGUUGAAGCGGUCCGAUCAUAUCUCCGACGAAGCCUGAUAUGUCAAUGAAGUUGACACCUUCCAAGAGACCACAUGAUCAGAGCCUUGCAGAAACAAAUGGCCGAGGGAAGUGGCAGAAAUCAUCAUCUUUUAGUUCCCAGAGAUCACCUGUGAAAAUUCGUAUAUUAUGCCCUGCUUCAAAAAUAGAUUUCCUUAUCGGAGAGGAUAGUAGCAUUAUUUCUCGGAUACAAGAGGAAACUGGUGCAGAGGUUCAAGUUGAGGAUAGUAUUGUUGGUUGUGAUGAGAGGGUGAUAGUUAUUAUAGGUUCAAGAAAAGAAGAUGAAGUGGGAACCAAACAGUUCCAUGCUGAUGUUGAGGGGAGUGAAACUAAGGAAAAAGACAGUUGCAAUGAUGAAAAUGGUGAUAAGGGUGAGAAUAAGGCGUCUCUUCCGGCAGAAAAUUCCAAAACUGAAAAGGAAACUGAAUCUAUUCAGAAAGCUCUAUUCUUGUUGUUUGAAAGGAUGGUUGAAGGAGGAGCAGAAAUGGAUGGAGGAGAUGAAGAAGGCAAUAAUUCUUCCUCAUUAAUUAUAAGAUUGCUUGUUCUCUCCAGCCAAGUGGGCUGUUUGCUAGGAAAAGGUGGUAGUGUCAUAAAGCAGAUGUCUUCUGAAAGUGGUUCACAGAUACGAAUUCUUCCCAGGGACAAACUACCUUCAUGUGCGUCUUCAUCAGAUGAAUUGGUUCAGAUUUCUGGGGAGCAUGAUGCAGUUAAAAAAGCUCUUGAAAUUGUUGCUCAACAAUUACUUGGGAGUUCCUCUGGGGAUCAAGAUUUUCUCUCUGCUAAUGCUGGUGGUCCAUCUUCUCAGUCUCCUAGACGUCCUCUAUCUAACCGGGAAUUACGUCCACCAUCAACACGUCCUUACCAUGGGCAGGGGCCUGCUUCCUCUGGUGGAUUUCGUGUUGGGGAAGCUGGUAUACCUGGUCGAAUGAAUCCUAUUCCUGAUGCCUUGACUUUCAGAUUACUUUGUCCAGACGAAAAGGUUGGAGGUAUAAUUGGAAAGGGAGGAAGUAUAAUUAAAGCACUUCAGCAUGAGACUGGGUGUCAAAUCAAAGUUCUGGAAGCCACAGGGGAUUCUGAAGAUCGAAUUAUUGUCAUCUCUGGUCCAGCGUUCCCAGAUGAUAGAAUAUCUUUGCCGCAAGAUGCUGUCCUUCGCAUCCAAUCCCGAAUUUUUAGGGCUGCACCUGAGAAUCAGGACAAUGUUAUGGUUGCAAAACUCUUGGUGUUCUCCAAUCAAAUUGGGUGUCUCUUGGGUAAAGGUGGUGGUAUAAUAGCUGAAAUGAGGAAAUCAACUGGAGCGUAUAUUCGUAUUGUAGGCAAGGAUCAAAUCCCAAAGUGUGCUGCGGAAAAUGAAGAAGUAAUUCAGAUAAAUGGAGAUGUUGAAAAAGUUCAUGAAGCCCUUCUGCAGAUAACUGCCAGAUUACAGAAUCAUUACUUUCGUGAUGCAUUUCCUUCAAACCCUGGGUUUCUGGACCAAGUACCUCCAUUCCCUUCACACAUGGGAAGGAGAGAAUUUUCACCACCUCCAGGCAUGUUCCCCAACAUUCGUCCACCAUUUCACAAGUUUGAUGCUCUACCUCCACAUGGUGGUUUCCAUCCACAUGAUGAUCGUCCUCCAUUUAUGCAAAAUUUCCAUAGGCCAGGCAUUCCACCUCAUAUUUCUGAUAGAAUGCCUUCUUCAGCACCAUGGGGUUCUCAGGGACGGGGUGAAGGUGGGGGACAUCUAGGCUUCCCAGACUAUGCAGGAGGUCCUCGAAAUAUUGGCGGCUUUGGAGGAGGAAGUAAUCCCGCUGUGAUCACAAGCACUACCGUGGAAGUUGUUGUACCUCGAUCUGUCAUUCCUGCAAUCUAUGGAGAAGGUGGGGGAUGUCUUCGACAAAUAUGUGAGAUUUCUGAUGCGAAAGUCACCAUAAAUGAUCCCAAGCCUGGAGCUACAGAGACUGUGAUCAUUAUAUCUGGUACGCCUGAGCAGACGAAUGCUGCUCAGAGUCUCAUUCAAGCAUUUGUCAUGGUCGAGACUGAAGGUGCUUGACUGGUGGCAGUGAGGUAAUUUCUCGAUCUUGUGGA
Molecule: messenger RNA, 2225 nt
Organism: Solanum verrucosum
Lineage: Eukaryota; Viridiplantae; Streptophyta; Magnoliopsida; Solanales; Solanaceae
Product: KH domain-containing protein HEN4-like
Exons: 8
Coding region: 163-2190 (675 amino acids)
Biological process (GO): regulation of gene expression
Cellular component (GO): cytoplasm; nucleus
Molecular function (GO): mRNA binding
Source: RefSeq, a predicted model, not a curated record